UCCCAUAUCUCAUGCAAGAUGUAAAUGACUUGUGCAUCUUUUCACAAAUCUAUGUCCUUUCUAUAAUCAUAUCAUAUGAUGUGUUCCAUCUGUGUUUCUGUGAGGACUUACAUGAUAGUAACUUAGCUAUUCUGCAAGUAACUUUUCAACCUCCCGUCAGAUCCAGAAAUCUUAAUAUAAUUAUCAUGUUUAAUUGCAUUAGAAGAUUUUAUCAAGAUUGGUUGCAAUCCUUUUUACCCUAUCAUGCAUAGUGUGUGAUUGUGCAAUACCUAUUUGCUUAAGCUGAUAAAUGCUUCAAUAUUAAUAUUUAUUAAUUGUUACUUCAAAUGUACCAUUUCUGUUUCUGAACAUGAGAUUACUAUCUUUCAUAAUUUAACAAGGUUAACAUGUUUUUGCUCUAAUUGCUGUGCUUUUUAUAAUGUCGCACAGAAAUUGUCCAGUAGUUACCGAUAUAUUUAUUAAAAUUUUCUAAUAAUUGUAGAGAUGAUGUCACAAAAAGAUCCAGUGGCUGCAGCAGCUCGGAAAUAUAAACCAAUGCAAUCUGCUGUGCCUGGAACAACCCUUGGUCCCAUUGAAAUUGAAGCUUUUCUGGGAGGAGGGAAAUUAUUUGACACACCUGGAGUGCAUCUUCACCAUAGGCAGGCAGCAGUUGUUCAUUCUGAAGAUCUGCCUUCUCUUGCACCUCAAAGUCGUCUAAGGGGACAAUCCUUCCCUGCAGUCUCAGAGAAGAGUACAUUGAAGGAUACCGAUGACAUUGGUCUAAAUGGAUUUUCAUUAUUCUGGGGCGGGCUUGUUCGCAUUGAUGUCAUUAAGGUUCUUCCAAGGACGCGUCUAACAUUCUAUGGGCCCAGAAAAUUGCAGAUUCAUAUGGUUCCGACUGUUGAAGCAAAUGAGUUUUACCAU
Messenger RNA from Elaeis guineensis (African oil palm), 903 nucleotides. The record is from RefSeq and is a predicted model, not a curated record. Lineage: Eukaryota; Viridiplantae; Streptophyta; Magnoliopsida; Arecales; Arecaceae.